GUUUCUCGCGCUUCUGUAUGUUAAAAAACUAAAUUUCAGUUAGCAGUCGUUUUAUCGUCUCUUCUCUUCCCCUUUCUCUCUCUGUUUUCUUUCAUUUUCUCAUCGUUUCUUGCAUCUCUUUCUUUCUUUCUAUCGAAGCACCCUCAUAAUUCUUUUCUGCUCGUUAAAAAAUGGAGAUGUCAAUGGAGGAUUCGUACUCUCACGCUCUAAUGCUUUCCAUGGCUCGCGUCUCGCUCUCUGUGGCUGUACGGAGUCGACGGUCUCAACCGAAUGUUCCCAGACAGACCACGAUACGAAUAUGUAAAGUUAGAAUUAACUGAACACUCUGGUCUAGUUUCUUUUCAAGUAGUUUCUUUGAUUGCAUUUUUUCUAACUGCCUUUUCUUGUGGACCUGGAACUCCAAGAAUUGAAGAUAUCUUAUGGUUUUAUUUUGAAUUUGAUCGCUUUCGAGUUUGGAUCUUAUUUGCAUGUUGGAAUUUGGAAAAUUUUCGUGGUCAAUCAAGCUUUAGAUUUUGAAAUUCAGGGUUUCUAUGAUGUUGUUAUGUAUUUUAAGCUCCUUAGGGUUUCAUGUGAUGCCUGGAAGCUUUUUCCCCGCUGUCGUCUUCAAGGGGUCCAAUGGGCUUCUUGGAAUCUGAGUGUUGGGGAACGUUAUCGUGAAAUGUGAAUUUUCUAUAGGAUAUUUGGUUCUUUAAGUUUCUCUGUUUUCAAUAACUCAAAAAACAAAAUUUGAAUUUGCAAAUUUUAGUUUGGGGCAAUUGGAAGAAGUGAAGAGUGCAAUUCAAUUAAAUUUGAGAUUUUUGGUGGGAAGUUUUUGGAUGGCGGGAAGGUGGCAGUUAGGCUUGCCGAAGAUGGGUGCCAGCAGUUUGAAGGAGCAGUUAGCUAGAACUACCCUGCACAAUGUGAGAUCACAAGGACAUCCUUAUGUGGAGCUUCGUGAGGAUGGGAAGCGGUUCAUAUUCUUUUGUACUCUGUGUCUUGCACCAUGUUACAGUGAUUCUGUGUUGUUUGAUCACUUAAAGGGUAAUCUUCACACUGAGAGGUUAUCUGCUGCUAAGCUUACUCUUCUGAAACCAAAUCCAUGGCCUUUCAGCGAUGGUGUUCAUUUCUUUAUGAAUUCAACUGAGAAUGACAGACAGUUGGCCAUCACAAAUGGUAAUCAGAAUAGGUUGUUGGAGUCUAAAAUCAAUGGUAACAAUCUUGCUAUUGUGAAAUCUGAUACAAAUUUGAAAUCUAAUGGCAAUGGGCAUGUUGGAUGCAAUAAGGAUAUGAGUGGCAAUGGAGAAACUUGUGAUCUAGUGAUUCCUGGUGUACUUGUUAGGGAUGAAAUUUCUAACUUGAAAGCCAGGUUUGUGGGUUCUGGACAAAUUGCUGCAAGGUUCUGUGAGAAGGAUGGCAGUAUAAACGAGAUUAGUAGGAUAUGGUGUGAGUGGUUAGGGGAAAAUAGUCCUGUUCAUGAUGACAAGGUCGAGGUUUUGGAUCAUGAGUUUGCUGUUUUGACUUUUGCUUAUAAUUAUGAUUUAGGAAGAAAAGGGUUGCUUGAUGAUGUAAAGUUGUUACUCUCAUCCAGUCCUACAAUAGAGUCUGAGAAUGAGGAGGGGGCUAAUAGGAAAAGGAAAAAAUCUUUUUCUGACCCUGAGGAUAUCAGUGAGUCUUUGAGUAAUCACUACUAUUCAUAUGGUGAAGAAUCUUCAGCUUCAAAUGGUGGCUCUUCUAGAUUGCUGUUGGAUCAAUAUGAUGACCAGCUUCUUCAUUCAAGGUUUAUAUCAAACAAGACCAUAAGGCGAGAGUUGAGACGGCAACAUCGCAUAGCAGCAGAAAGAAUGUGUGACAUCUGUCAGCAAAAGAUGCUUCCAGAGAAAGAUGUAGCAAGCCUCAUAAACGUGAAGACAGGAAAACUUGCCUGCAGUAGCAGAAAUGUGAAUGGGGCGUUUCAUGUUUUUCACACUUCCUGCCUCAUACACUGGAUACUUCUUUGUGAGUAUGAAACGGCUAGAAAUCAAUCAGUUACUCCAAAAGCAAGAAGAAGAUCUAAGAGGAAGAAUGGUGGUAAAUCUAAUAAAACGGGCAAGGAUGGAAAGGUGAAAGCAUUAAAAAGCCAAAUUGAUUCUGUGUUCUGUCCAGAGUGCCAGGGCUCUGGGGUGAAGAUGGAGGAAGAUGAGCUGGAGAUGCCAACUAUCCCCCUCUCAGAGAUGUUCAAAUACAAGAUUAAGGUGAGUGAUGGACGCAGAGCAUGGAUGAAAAGUCCUGAAGUGUUGCAAAAUUGCUCGAUUGGUUUUCAUUUUCCAUCCCAGUUAGAAGAACCUGUUCAGGAAAAGGUGUUACCGCUGAAACUGUUGCAUUUCUACAAAGCUGAUGAGUAAAGUUUGGCACAAUUUCCAUUUGCUGAAUCAAGAUUUCACUUUAGUUUCGUUCGUAGGAUGUAGGUUUCUCUCUCUAGCAAUUGUCUAACAUUUUCUUGAAGAUAGAAGAAAUGAACCUUUUUAAGACUGGAUAAUACGGUAGUAGAAAUAGGUUUAUGAAGUCAUAUACCUUUGUGGAUAGCUGUCUUGUAUAGCAAUGAAUAGACCUGUUGUCUAACUGGGGGUGGAUGAAUACAUGGGUGUACAUUGCUGACAAUUGUCUGCCUGUAAAUGAAUUGUAAUGGUUGUCAAUUGCGGAUUUGACUCUGAAAUGUUGAAUUUUUCUACUGUUAUACUUCUUUAUUUUGAGCA
Hevea brasiliensis (rubber tree) is the source of this 2711-nucleotide messenger RNA. RefSeq lists its product as uncharacterized. The coding region runs from base 816 to 2360 and encodes 514 amino acids. NCBI's taxonomy places the organism in Eukaryota, Viridiplantae, Streptophyta, Magnoliopsida, Malpighiales, Euphorbiaceae. The record is from RefSeq and is a predicted model, not a curated record. The transcript has 4 exons.